CAAUUUCUUUAGGUCUGUAAAAAGAAACGCUAAGUUGUUUUAAUUUGGUAUUAAAACGAAUUGCACAGGGGAAUAAAUAUGUAUAAAAUAAUUAAUAACAUUUCACUUUUUUUCUUUCAGCCGUGAGGUUAAGAAACUCCCAGAAAGCAAGACUAGCUUUUCUAUAGUUUGAACAGUGGCAAAAACGUCAAAUUUGUUCGAGGUUACAAAUAUGAAAAGUAAACAUUAAAAACUAUAUAUAUACACCGCAUUUGGUUUCUCAUGAAAUAUAUUCUACAAAGCCCAAAACAACCACGGAGAAGGAUCCCUUUGGAAAGGACUAAAACACUUGAAAAAACUACAACCUCCAGAAUGCAUUGCGUCCAGCUAGGUUUUGUUUAUAGCAUUUCCUCUGUGUGUUCAAUUAUUGAUCUGUAUAUCUGGUGACGAUCACAAAAUAAAAUCCCUGAUUCAUCAAGAGGAACUGAAGAUGGACUCCUCCGAAGAGUCGAAGCCUCUGCUAGGUGCAGUGGACGGUUCGGUUAACCUCCUGGAUGCACAAAACGAUUCGGAAGAACAGAACUACCUCGACAAGGUGCAGAAUGGGAAGCUGUACCUGGCCACCUUUGCCGCUGUCCUGGGGCCUCUUAGUUUUGGGUUUGUCCUGGGAUACAGCUCCCCAGCCAUCCCUGACCUGCAGAGAAUCAGCGACCCCAAUCUGAGACUGGGGAACGAAGAGGCCUCCUGGUUUGGGUCUGUUGUCACUCUCGGGGCUGCCCUGGGAGGUGUUAUCGGGGGCUGGUUGGUGGAUAAGAUCGGCCGAAAGCUGAGCUUGAUGAUGUGUUCCAUCCCCUUCAUCUUCGGCUUCACCAUCAUCAUCUCUGCACAGAGCAUCUGGAUGCUGUAUUUGGGGCGCGUGCUGACCGGACUGGCUAGUGGCGUGACCUCCCUGGUCGUGCCUCUGUAUAUUUCGGAGACGGCUCAUACCCGAGUUCGAGGGACGCUGGGGUCCUGUGUGCAGCUCAUGGUGGUGACGGGCAUAAUGGGGGCGUACAUAGCAGGUCUGGUUCUGGACUGGCGCUGGCUGGCGGUGGUCUGCUCCCUGCCCCCCGCUCUCAUGCUGGUGCUCAUGUGUUUCAUGCCGGAGACCCCCAGGUACCUGCUGACACAGAACCGGCGCGCGGAGGCAUGCGUGGCCCUGCGCUUCCUCAGGGGCCCCGAGGUGGACCACGAGUGGGAGUGCAGGCAGAUUGAGGACAGCUCUGCGGAGCGGGGAAGCAGACUCCAAUUACAGGACCUGCAGAAGCCCGAGAUCUACAAGCCCUUCAUUAUCGGGGUGCUCUUGAUGUUUCUGCAGCAGAUGACAGGAAUCAAUGCCAUAAUGUUUUACGCCCAGACGAUCUUUGAAGAAGCAAACUUUAAGAACAGCAGUGUGGCUACAGUCAUCGUAGCUGCCGUUCAGGUGUCCCUGACCGCAGUGGCAGCUCUGAUCAUGGACAGGGCUGGGAGGAAAGUCUUGCUUAUCAUAUCAGGGGUCACCAUGGCGAUCAGUACAGGGGUCUUCGGAGUCUACUUCAAACUCACCGCUGCAGACCCCAGCAACUCAUCUAUCCACAGUCUUUAUCUCUUUACCACCCCAAGUCCUGGUGGCUCAACAGAGGGAGCCCUUGCCUGGCUUGCCCUGGGCAGUAUGGGCAUGUUUAUAGCAGGUUUUGCACUGGGGUGGGGUCCCAUCCCUUGGCUGGUGAUGUCUGAGAUCUUCCCAGCUAAAUCUCGAGGCUUCGCCAGCGGGGCGUGUGUGCUGACCAACUGGGGCUCUGCCUUCAUCAUCACCAAGGAGUUUCAUGAUCUCCUGAAUCUCCUUGCUAAUUCCGGAACCUUCUGGCUGUUCUCUGGGUUCUGUGUUCUAAACGUCCUGUUCACCGCGUUCUUUGUUCCCGAAACGAAGGGGAAAUCUCUGGAACAAAUCGAGGAGCACUUCAGAGGUUCCUCCUAGCCCUGGGGUCGCACGCACGGGCCAGUGUUACUGACAGGACAAUACGAUCCUACCCCUGUGUACACAGCGAAGGAGAUCUUUACCACAACUGCUGAACAGAGCGGGCAAAGUAAUAUCCUCUUCCUGGGCUAAAACUAACACUAAUAAUAAUACAGUGAUUGUAUUAAUUCACAAGCCAAAAAGGCAUACCAGCUCCAUAACUGCUUGGUCGAUGGGAUCUAGUCCUUUUUGUGCUGCGGUUAACUCCGUGUACCAGGCAUGGAGUAAGUCCACAGACUGAAUGAUUGGUUAUGAUGUGGUCACAGUGUGGGUAAAGGAGGUGGCUUGGGUCCAGUGGGCUGUCUGGGUCUUUGCAUAGCCUCCACCACUCAGGUCAAAAGCUGCUCUGCUCUGUCAAUGCAAGACCGCCCUUCCAGUACUGGAAGGAGCUGCUACUCCUGAAUUCAGAGAUGAAGAUUGUUGUAGUUUGUUUUUAAAACCUCGCCCAUGCUUGCAUAUUGUAGCAGACAGAUAAGAGGAUCAUGUUUGGCACAGGCUGCGAUUCAGCUGUGCAGUGCACUGUAUGUAAAUGAAACUCCCCUCAGUGGAUAAAGGCGUAACAUUAAUAUCUGUGAUUGUAACCGUCUUAAGGAAAAUCAAACUGUAAGAAUAAUAUAUACUGUGAUCUCUAAACUUUUUAAUUAGCAAAUAAACCUGCUUGUCAUGGAAGAGCA
Molecule: messenger RNA, 2688 nt
Organism: Acipenser ruthenus (sterlet)
Lineage: Eukaryota; Metazoa; Chordata; Actinopteri; Acipenseriformes; Acipenseridae
Product: solute carrier family 2, facilitated glucose transporter member 8-like
Exons: 11
Coding region: 470-1975 (501 amino acids)
Biological process (GO): transmembrane transport
Cellular component (GO): membrane
Molecular function (GO): transmembrane transporter activity
Source: RefSeq, a predicted model, not a curated record